Messenger RNA from Silurus meridionalis, 4599 nucleotides. It is a transcript of the gene prdm11, whose product is annotated as PR domain containing 11. The record is from RefSeq and is a predicted model, not a curated record. Lineage: Eukaryota; Metazoa; Chordata; Actinopteri; Siluriformes; Siluridae. Gene Ontology annotation, molecular function: protein binding.
AGCUAAAAGUUUGCCUCUCGAUUAGACUAGUUUUACUGGGUGGAGCUGGUGGAUGUGGGGGUCGUCGCGGCUGGUGCACUGGAGGGGGAAGUGAAGAGCUCAGGACGGACUGCGGUCUGGUGCACAAGUUGUAGGAUGUUUGCAUGAAAAUAGGCCAGGUUGUGGCCCUCCAUCCAGCGUCAAUCAUGGCGGACGCCAUCACCUUUCGCACUGAGCCAUGUAUGGAAACUGAGCCAGAAUGCAGCACAGGCGGCAUCAACGAUGCGUCUUCGGAGGAGCCUAAAGAGAAAAAAAAAGUCAACCAUGAGCACGGAGUGAAUGCGGGACAACGGAACGCUGACCGCUGGUUCUGUGAAGAAUGUAAGGAGUAUUUCCUCGAGGAAUGUCUAAACCACGGCCCCCCCGUGUUUGUGCCUGAUACGCCCACUGCGCUCGGAGUGCCUGAUCGUGCAGCUCUCACUGUGCCUUCCGGGAUCCAGAUCGUUAGGGAAGGUCAGGACGUGGAUGUGUGCUGCAUGGAUGAAUAUCCUAAGGGAGCGCUGUUCGGGCCGUACCAAGGCCAACUCUUGGGAGCACAUGACAAACCUUCAGGAACUUACUCCUGGAUGAUUGUUGAUGAGAACAACACCUACAAAACAAUCGAAGGCUGUGACGUAACUAUCGCAAAUUGGAUGAGAUACAUCCGGAUGUCUUCAGAGGAGGGUGAGAGAAAUUUGAGUGCAUUUCAGCAUGAUGGGCAUAUAUACUUCCGUGUGUGUCGCAGACUGGCGGUCGGGGAAAGGCUUCGCGUGUCGUACAGCGACGAAUAUACAAAACGUCUACAGAGUAUGUCCCAGGACUGUACCAACCGCAAGGCGGACACAGGGAACAAUUCCGAAGACACUACCCAACACCAGGAAGAAGCUAAAGGCCCACUUCUACGCUCGACAUUACACGGAAGAAGAAGUCUCAUAAAGCACGGUAGUGAUGAGGCAGAUAGCCAGCCUCAAGUGAAGAAGAAAAAAAUCGAUCUCAUCUUCAAAGAUGUUGUAGAGGCGUCCCUAGAAGCAAGCCAACGUCAGGACAAUCCACUAAACAGCACUUUGUCAUUAUCAAGACCUAGAAUGCAGGUCAGCAAUGUCUUCAGCCAUCCUGGAAACUAUUCACCAAAUGUAGUGGAGACAAUCAUGAGCCAGACUGAGAGAAAAGUGCCUCUUGUGUCCUGUGGAUUUGUGCCUGUGAAGCAGCUCGAGAGCAGUCUUGAAAGAUAUGUCAAAGUAGAGGACACACAAGAAGAGCCUACGACGAUUAGCGAAGGCCCAUCGACGUCUUUUUGCCCAAACUGCGUCAGACUGAAGAGACGUAUACGUGAACUGGAAGCAGAGCUUCUUCACUUUAAACAGCAAGAGCAGACCGAGACCUUGGGCUUGCAUUCAUCUGAAUCCUUGCCAAGCGAUGAAAUGAGAGUGGUAGAGUCUAUGACACCCAUUCCUGCCAGCAUGGAGGAAGAUGACCAGGACGUCGACUCUGCAGAUGAAUCCAUAACAGCUGACAUGAUAGUGGCCACCGACGAUGCCUCGAAACUGUCCGUCAGCCCCGGCCGGCGAAUCCGGCGCUUUAAACAAGAAUGGCUAAAGAAAUUCUGGUUCUUGCGAUAUUCUCCGACGCUGAAUGAGAUGUGGUGCCACGUGUGCCGGCAGUACACCGUACAGUCAUCAAGGACUUCGGCGUUCAUCAUCGGGUCGAAGCAGUUCAAAAUCCACACCAUCAAGCUCCACAGCCAGAGCAACCUCCAUAAGAAAUGUCUGCAGUUGUACAAGCUACGCAUGCAUCCUGAGAAGACCGAAGAGAUGUGUCGGAACAUGAUGACUCUAUUCAACGCUGCUUACCAUCUUGCUUUCGAGGGACGGCCUUAUUCUGACAUCCGGCCCUUAGCCGAGCUGUUAAAAAAGUGUGAACUCAAAGUCGUCGAUCAGUACAUGAACGAGAGCGACUGCCAGAUUCUUAUUCACCACAUUUCCCGAGCGUUUAAAGAGGACUUGGUCGAGAAGAUCCGUCUCUCACCUUUCCUCGGAGUCAUCAUGGAUGGGCAGAAUGAUGAUUUGCUAGCAGACACAGUUGCGGUAUAUGUGCAGUUCAUCACCACAGAGGGCCCGCCCGCUACUGAAUUUGUGUCCCUACAGAGACUGAGUGGUAUUAGUGUAGAUGGAUACCUUCAAGCUAUUGACCGUGCAUUUGGUGUCCUAGGUCUCUCUCUACAGGACAUGCUCGUGGUUGGUUUGGGAAUCGAUGGUUCCAACAUCUCUUCUACUCUUCGUUCAAACCUCUAUGUAUCCAUAAGGAAGACUUUUCCUUUUGUAUUGUGCCUGCCAGUAAUGAUUCACCGUCCCCAUCUAGAGAUACUGGAUUCCAUUUGUGGGAAGGAGCUCUCAUGUUUGGACGACUUGGAGAACAAUUUAAAGCAUUUGUUGAGUUUCUAUCGAUACUCCCCUCGCAUGAUGACUGAACUGAGGUCGAGUGCACCGACUCUCUCUGAGGAGACGGAGUUUCUUGGGGACAUACGAGCAGUUCGGUGGAUCAUAGGUGAGCCUAAUGUCCUAAAUGCUCUCAUCAAGGACUAUCUCGAAGUGGUGACACAUCUCAAAAGCAUCAGCGGUCAGACCCAGAGGGGGGAUGCAGCCGCCAUUGCGCUUUCUCUCUUGCAGUUCCUUAUGGAUUACCAGUCUGUGAAGCUUAUCUAUUUUCUUUUGGAUAUCAUCGCUAUUCUGUCACGUCUUGCCUUCAACUUUCAGGGAGAUUAUCUACUAGUUUCUCAAGUAGAUACCAAGAUUGUGGAAGCCAUUCAUGAGAUCGGUCAGCUGGUCGAUUCUCCAGGGGAGUACCUCCAAGAGUUUGAGGACAACUUCCGUGAGAGCUUCAAUGGAGUGGACCUCAAGAACCUUCGGGUGGCUGAAUCGAAGUUCCAGUCGAUUCGGGAGAAAAUCUGUCAAAAGACCCAGGGAAUUCUGGCCCAGCGCAUUGAUCAGCACAGCCAUUCUGUCGUGCAGGCUUGCAAGGUGCUCGACUUGUCAUCGUGGCCCCGCAAUAGGGACGACCUCCAAACCUAUGGUGAGGAAGAGGUCCUUCUCAUCUUCGAUCAUCUUGAGACAAUUCCCUUGUCAGGUCGGGAGCACUCGCAUGAGCGAGUGGAUUUCCGCGGAAGCCUGAUAAGAGAGUGGAGGGAUCUCAAAGCGGACUAUUUUAGCAUGAACGGCUUUAAGGAAGUGAUGAGUCAUGUUUGCAAAUAUAAGCAGCGUUUUCCUUUGCUCAACCAAAUCCUGCAGUUGUUGAAAGUCUUGCCAACAUCGACUGUCUGCUGUGACAAAGGAAGAGAGUCUUUGCACAAAAUAAGAAGGAAUAACCACUCCAGACUUACUCUGGAACAGAUGAAUGACCUGCUCAUGUUGGCUGUCAAUGGACCACCUAUUGCCAACUUUGACGGCAAGAGGCCACUUGACAGCUGGUUCGAGGAGAAGUCGGGGAAUAGUUACACACUUUCUGCAGAAGUGUUGAGCAGACUGUCCAACACUGAACAAAAACCUGUGCUGCACUCCAUGGAUGUGAAUUCAGAGUUUUACCCUGGUAUUUGAUUAGAACCUGCAUUUCAGCCAAUAAUAGUCCAAAAAGCCAUCUCAGUGGGCGUGAACUGACCGGGGGCCGUUAUGUGAUUGGCCAAUAUGAAUGACGUUGGCUCUGCUGCUACAACGGUCUGGUCAGCAAAUCCUUAUAAGUACAACUCGUUUAUUAAAAAAAAAAUUGUAUGAAUGCCUUUGCAGGGCUUUGGCACUUACACCCUUAUUCUGGAAUGUGUCAUUAUUUUUAUGUGAUGUUCCAAAGAAAAAGAAAAAAAGCACUUCUUGUUAGGUUGAAUUUAAUUAAUAGUUGAAAUCUAUCACAAAAAAAAAACCCCAGAUAUUCCAUUUUUUGGACUUUUUUUUUUUUUUAUUAUUUCACUUAUUAUCUUUAGUGUGUCCAGUAUUUGCUUGAAUAUGCACAGUUAUGCCUGAGUUGUUCGUGUACCUGAGAGCCAAUUUGACUAUUUGUCUAUAAACUCUACGGUUUGAUUUUCUUCAUCAUAUGAGAAUUAUGUACACUUUUAUUAAUGCCAUGUUUAAAUGCUGCUUAUCAUCCAGUAGAAAUCGAGUUGAAACAGAUUCUUUUAACCAAAACCGAUUGUUAAAAUUGAAUAGCAUUUUUUUUUUUUAACAAUAAUUAAUCAUUUAGUUUUAUUUUUUUGCUUCAGACUUUUAAAAAGAAUUCUCUGCAACGCAUUAACGAAUUGUAGCUCUGCAUGACGCAGUUUUAUUGCCAAUGGUUCAACGGUUUGGCAUGCAAUAUGCAAUAUGCAUAUUUAUAUUUAUGCAUUUUACUCAGAAUUUACUGUUCUUGUCAUGUUCCUCUUUUUCCCCUAUGUUUUAUACUCUUAUACCUUCUGCCAAUAACAGAAAGUCCAGGACAUUUCAACCUCGGGAACCGACUGACUUUUAAUAGUGCAAGAACAACGAUUCUGAGAACAUGGUAUUGCGUUGACACUCUUCUAUCAUUUUACAAUCACAUGCUUAUUUUUUUUUUUUUAAAUGA